Messenger RNA from Dicrocoelium dendriticum, 654 nucleotides. The record is from the annotation of a GenBank genome assembly. NCBI's taxonomy places the organism in Eukaryota, Metazoa, Platyhelminthes, Trematoda, Plagiorchiida, Dicrocoeliidae.
AUGGCUUGUCCCAGUCGGAAGCACAUGAAAAAGCUUGAAGCUCCGCGUACUAGCAUCCUCCCUAGCUCUUGGGUUAUCGCUGCAGAGGGGGAACAAGCGGCUGCCCGUUCAUUAAAGAAAGCUGCUCGCGUUAUUUCCACCUCACCUUUGGCGUUCCAGUUGCGCUAUUUGCAAACACUUUGUGCGAUCUCCGCCGAGAAGAAUUCCACCAUUCUCUUUCCCGUCCCCAUUGAUAUGAUGCAAAACCUUGGGCAUUUUACUGCAGGGUUAACCUCUGGCAAAUAUGCCCCUUGGAUAAAGUCUGCCCAGGAUAUCACGGCUGAGCGCGGAACUGUAUUUACGGCCUCUGUGAAAUCACUUCCAAAGCAGGAUGAUCAACGUGAAAGCUGGGCCCAAGAUGACGCAGAUACGCAUAGUGACACAGUUUAACGCGGCUGAAAAUUUAACGUCAUUCCAACUUUAAAUUUUUGAGGAGUACAAUGUAUACUAUUAUUACUUUCGUCAAAGAAUCGUUAACAAACUUUUGCCAUCUCUGACACAUGUACUCUAAGCAAGUACAGCAAUAUCAGAAUUGCCUUAUCGCACAUUUGGCAGGCUUUCCAAUGAAACUGAUGUAAUGCGCAGAUAUUUUCAACAAAAACAAAAUGGUUUUGA